CCCGAGCACGAGUUCGAGAUCAUGGGCUAUUUUUAGUCAGCCUCUGUAGCUAUGAGGGAGCUUGCAGGGUUUAUCUUGGCGAUCAUUGAUCUAGUAUUUGUUUAUUAGUUGAGGCAAGGAUGGAAGGAACUUUCUUCUUUUCCUCCUUCCUCGUUUCGCUCGUUCCAGCUUUAACAGAAUAAUUUCAUAUUGCGGUUUGUUGGAACAUAUUAUUGGUCGUUUUUUUUUUCUCCAAUGGCUCGAGUAGAAUCAGCGGAGGUUGACCGUGAUUUCAAUGAUGUGGACAUUGAGAGCAUUCUUGCACGGGUGGAGAGGCGAGGGCCACUCAGACUGGCCAGGAAGCGGUCCUUGUAUAGAGCACCCGAAUUCGUCAAACGGCUAGCACAGGAAAUAACAGUUGAUGAAGGAGCAACAGUGUGUUUUGAUUGCAAAGUGGUUGCAUUUCCGAACCCGACCAUAACUUGGACCAAAGACGGCGAGACCUUACCCGAUGAUACCCGAUAUCUGGCGGAAACUGUCGACAACGGUGAAUACUCGUUGAAAAUAAGCGAUGUCACGAAAAAAGACGAAGCAGCGUACCGAUGUCGAGCGGAGAAUGUCGAAGGUUCGUCCUCGAGUACGAUUUAUUUAGCAGUCAAAGCCAUCAAAAAGGAGAAAUCGAAGAAACAGACAAAUGGGUUUUUACCACAUUCGCAAACGUUUCCGGUCAUCAAAGAGGAAGUGGAAAAAGAGGAGGAGGAAGCCGAGUUCUUCCGGAUCCAGCCGGAUUCACCUUUGACCUCACUGUACUGUGGAACAAGAUGGAAGAACCGGACCUGGCCAGACUUUCUCUAUGAACAGGCUUUUGCUGUGAAUUAUUACGAUGACGACUUUGAAGCUAUGGAUAUCGACGAAGAUGACGUGUUUUUACCAGGAAAUUACAUACAUUGUACUUUCCCAAUUCAUCUCCAUGAUAACAGUGACUCGGACUCAGAAAUGGAAAAUAUUAUAAAACAAAAUCUCAUAUUUGAGAAUAGAAACUUCUCGCCUCAUGAGAGACCUGUGGGCGCAUGCGCAAAUGAACGCGAUAUCAAUGCGAACACUUGCACUAAUUCGUGCUCGUCGCAAACUGUGAAACAGAACGGUGACGUAGCACAUCCAAUGAACUCUUUGAGGAAAAGACCCUGUGCAUCAGUUACUAGGGAAUUCUGUCGACACGCUGUUUGUACAGACAAUAUCACACAAGCAGAUGAGAGUGGUAGCGUGCGGGCGAUUCUUGGGGAAGUUCCAGGAAUGAGCAUCGCAAUAUUUGUACUUCUUAUUUCGGGAUACACGUUCAUGGCGUUAAAAUUGAGCUUAAAUCCAGGGACGUUUGUCUGUAUUGAGUUGUUUGUCGAGUUUUUAAUCUUAAUAUUGCGUUUAUUGUUAGAUUGACAAUGAAUGGGUUUUUUAAGCGAAGCAGAGCAGAAAAGUUAGAUAGAUUGCUCUCAGUGCAUUUCAGCAUCACAGGUUAGCAUUCAUUCCAAUACUUAUAAGUCGCCUACCCUAUUAUAGGCUUUCAUUAUUUACAGUCGAAAUUGGGGAUUCGCUUAUUUACCUCUUUUUAAAAAAAACCAAGUAUACGAUGGAAUCAGACCAUUUUUAUUUGUUCAGAUUACAGUAUGUAUAUUAAGCAUUUAUAGUUAAUCCUUUAAGAGAUGUCACUGUUUAAAAAUAUUUAUUUCUAUAUUGAAGAAAUGAAUUGGAAAUUGAUACUAAACUUUAGUCUUUACGUUGAUCUCUACAUAAAGAUGUCAAUUCUAUUUGGUUACAUUGAAAGCCUACAAUUGAAGUGUAGUGAAAAUUUUGUAUAUGUGAAUAUAGUUGUGGAAAUAUGAUAUUUGCAGUAUUAAAUGCAAUAAUAGACUUAACAUAUAGGGCAGCUGCAAGUAACACUGAGUAACGUUUGGAACAAUUGCCAAAUGUUGGAAAGGCGUCCGUUCAUUCUAAACGUAUAAGGAGAUGUGUGCGGAUGUGGAUUUUGUAGUCAGCGUUCAACUCUACAAUACACAGUUGUUCAGAAUUACAUGUACAUAUAAGUUGCGUUUACAUAUUUAUUGUUGAAUAUAGAUUAAAGAGUUUGAAUUAU
Messenger RNA from Magallana angulata, 2107 nucleotides. RefSeq lists its product as uncharacterized. Lineage: Eukaryota; Metazoa; Mollusca; Bivalvia; Ostreida; Ostreidae. The record is from RefSeq and is a predicted model, not a curated record. The transcript is spliced from 4 exons. Bases 235 to 1413 code for a protein of 392 amino acids.